Messenger RNA from Perognathus longimembris pacificus (Pacific pocket mouse), 1354 nucleotides. RefSeq names its product syntaxin 1B (gene Stx1b). Gene Ontology annotation, molecular function: SNARE binding; SNAP receptor activity. The transcript has 9 exons. Bases 248 to 1123 code for a protein of 291 amino acids. Gene Ontology annotation, biological process: intracellular protein transport; vesicle fusion; exocytic insertion of neurotransmitter receptor to postsynaptic membrane. NCBI's taxonomy places the organism in Eukaryota, Metazoa, Chordata, Mammalia, Rodentia, Heteromyidae. Gene Ontology annotation, cellular component: SNARE complex; endomembrane system; plasma membrane. The record is from RefSeq and is a predicted model, not a curated record.
CCCUCCAUCCAGCCCUGUGCCGCAGCCGCAUCGCCACCGCAGCCCAGGCAGAGCCCGGCGGCCCAGGCCCCUGCCCCUGCCCGGCCCUCGGCCCCCCGCCGCCCCGGCUGAGCCUCCGCGGCGGCCCCCCCGGCGCCCCCCCGGCGCCCCCAGACCCCCGGCCCCGGCCCCGCGGUGGGAGGCAGCGAGCGGCCGCCGAGGCAGGAGGAGAGCGAGCAGCAGCAGCAGGAGGAGGAGCCGUCGCAGGAUGAAGGAUCGGACCCAGGAGCUGCGGAGUGCAAAAGACAGCGAUGAUGAGGAGGAGGUGGUCCACGUGGACCGAGACCACUUUAUGGAUGAGUUCUUUGAACAGGUGGAGGAGAUUCGAGGCUGCAUUGAGAAGCUGUCCGAGGAUGUAGAGCAGGUGAAAAAACAACAUAGCGCCAUCCUGGCUGCCCCCAACCCAGACGAGAAGACCAAGCAGGAGCUGGAGGACCUCACCGCCGACAUCAAGAAGACGGCCAACAAGGUCCGGUCCAAAUUGAAAGCGAUCGAGCAGAGCAUUGAACAGGAAGAGGGGCUGAACCGUUCCUCUGCGGACCUGCGCAUCCGCAAGACCCAGCACUCAACACUCUCCCGGAAGUUCGUGGAGGUAAUGACCGAGUAUAAUGCGACUCAGUCCAAGUACCGAGACCGCUGCAAGGACCGGAUCCAGCGGCAGCUGGAGAUCACCGGCAGGACCACCACCAAUGAAGAGCUGGAGGACAUGCUGGAGAGCGGGAAGCUGGCCAUCUUCACGGACGACAUCAAAAUGGACUCCCAGAUGACAAAGCAGGCCCUAAAUGAGAUCGAGACCAGACACAAUGAGAUUAUCAAACUGGAAACCAGCAUCCGCGAGCUGCACGACAUGUUUGUGGACAUGGCGAUGCUCGUGGAAAGCCAGGGAGAGAUGAUUGAUCGCAUUGAGUACAACGUGGAACAUUCCGUGGACUAUGUAGAGCGAGCUGUGUCUGACACCAAGAAAGCCGUGAAAUAUCAGAGCAAGGCCCGGAGGGUGAGCAGGGUGUUCUUGUGGCUGCUGGGGGAUGGGGGCCAGCCAGGAGGCGGGGGAGGGGCUGGGCUCAGGCCAGGCCUGUGGUGGUGAUAGUUGGGAGCAGGCCUUAUCUCUGCCUCUGACCUGUUUUUCUCUGUUUUCCCUCCCUUCUUUUUUUUUUCUUACACCCUGAACCCUUAUCUCUCCCUCUCACUGUCUGUUGAUCUGUUGGUUUGUCUCUCCUUUUCUUUCUAUCACUCUGUCUCUGUCCCUCUCUCUUGCCUCUCUCUACCUGCAGAAGAAAAUCAUGAUCAUCAUUUGCUGUGUGGUGCUGGGGGUGGU